This is a messenger RNA of Camelina sativa (false flax), 897 nucleotides long. NCBI's taxonomy places the organism in Eukaryota, Viridiplantae, Streptophyta, Magnoliopsida, Brassicales, Brassicaceae. The record is from RefSeq and is a predicted model, not a curated record.
CAGCGUCUCCCUCACUCCAAAGGAGAGAAGAGAGAGAGAGAUCUGAUCGGUAUUUUGGUUCGUCGGAGAUCAGAAGAAUGAGCGGAGGCGACGAAAACAUGAGCGGUGGUGGAGAGAGACGUAAGGGAUCGGUGAAGUGGUUUGACACACAGAAAGGGUUUGGGUUCAUCACACCAGACGACGGUGGUGACGAUCUCUUCGUUCAUCAGUCUUCCAUCAGAUCUGAAGGCUUUCGUAGCCUUGCCGCCGAUGAAUCUGUUGAGUUCGAUGUUGAGGUUGACAACACGGGGCGUCCCAAGGCUGUUGAAGUCUCUGGACCCAACGGUGCUCCCGUUCAGGGAAACAGCGGCGGUUCAUACGGCGGUGGACGCGGUGGUAGAGGUGGUGGACGUGGUGGUGGCUACGGAGGCGGUGGUUAUGGUGGUAGAGGAGGAGGAGGCGGUGGACGUGGUGGUGCCGAUGGUACUUGCUUUAAGUGUGGUGAGCCAGGUCACAUGGCGAGAGACUGUUCUCAAGGUGGUGGUGGUGGUGGCGGUUACGGAGGAGGUGGCGGUGGUAGUAGAGGUGUCGGAGGCUGCUACAGCUGUGGCGAGUCGGGACAUUUUGCAAGGGAUUGCACUAGCGGUGGUGGUGGUGGUCGUUGAAGCAAAACAAGACAAGCCGGGUGGAUAAGGGUAAAUCAGUCAUCUCACACAUGAAAAAACGACGAUCCUCUUUCUUCUCAGCUGCCUUCUAUCAAAAUAUAUUAUUAUCUUAUCUUUUGUCAUCAAACUCUUCAUGUUUUCGGAUUUUUAUUAAUUUAGGACUUUUGGUUAAUUAUGAUGCUCUGUGAUUUUUAUUGCAAUGUUUAUCAAAAACUCUCUAUCUGCUCUAUUUCAAGCCUUCAUACCUUCAUAA